CCCAAGCCCGAAUGAAAAAGGUGGAGGGUUGCUUAAGGCCAUAAAAAGCCAGUGUUGAAAACAUGUUAGUACUCAUAAGCAUGAUCCUAAAUGUUUCAUGGUAAGACUAGUCUGUCUGGUAGCGGGCGGUUCGCGUACUGGUAUGUCGUCGGAUCGGUACGUAUCGCCCGUACCGGGUGGUACCAAUCUAAAUUGGUUGGACCAAGAUUGACAAUCCUUGGAACAUGAUGAGAUAAACUACUCCACUCUAUUUGACUUUGUGAACUAAAAUUUGAUGGUUAAUUUUUUUUUUUAACUUUUUAUUGGCAGCUGCAAUGACAUAUAUGAAUCUCCAAUUGAAUUGUGAGAGACACGAUGGCUAUGCAGGUCCAUUUCUCAAAGGAUUUGGACUGCCAUUUACAAGGACAAGUCUCCACAUUGUUAGUUACAGAUGCUCUUUUGUUUCUUCUUUGCAUUUUGUUCUGUAAUAUUUUGUGUCAAACAUUGAAAUAAUUAUAGAUGAUGUGUUCCAUAUUACUUAAUAGAAAUUCUUUUGCUUUUUGGCUUUCCACGUGUUCAAAAGUGUUCUUUCUUAGUUUAGAGGAUUCCACAAUAAGUUUAUGAAGAAACUAAUGUUAAUUAAAUUAUUUUUUCAUGCAUAUUAUGUGAAUGGAUAUGGUUUCUUAUCAAAUCAAUUUACAACCUGAUUUGGCAAUUUUGUACUUGAAUAGUUGGGUCUGUCUUCAAUAUUUGAUGAAAUUGUUAAAACUGAAGUAACCAGGCACAUGCAACCUACUGAUUACUUGAGCUUGUUUGGGGAAGAAUUCAAAUGAACUGAAGAUUAUUGGGAUGCUUCUUAUUUGAAUGUCUUGGAUAUAUCUGCAGCGGAAGAAGGCAGUCCUCAUGUCUUAUUUGGAUGUGCUUCACAAGCAAAAGCAGCAUGUGUAUUGAUUGAUUUAUGCUUUGGACCAUUAUCACCAUGGAUAUAUACAAUUACUGCAAAGGUUGAUCUUGCAAUUGAACUUCCGGAGGACCUCUUGGUGUUAUUCAAGUGUUUUCAUAAUCUGCUAGUCAUGCUUAUGUUGCUUUGAAGCAAGGUAUACAAUUUGAAUGGUACCGCUCGAUACGGGUGGUACGUACCAGUCCGAUAGGUUAUCGGUAUGCGGAUUGUCCGUUACCGCCCGGCACAGCUCGGAUUGGAUGAUGAUGUUAAAGUAAUAGCCACAACUGUUGGAUUGCACCGUCUGAUCUCGUUAAAUUUUUAUCCGUUUCUUCAAAAAUAUGUUCAGCCUCAUCAACGUGAUGUCACCGAUUUGCUUGCUGCAGCUGUCCAGGCCUGCCAUGAUAUGGUUGUGCUUUUUUUACUGUAGAUUUUCUAAGCAUUCAUAGUCAAGGCAUGCUGUUCCCAGUUCUGUUCUUCAGAUAGAAGAACUCAUCGAAGCUGUUUUUAUUUGAAUAGUACCUCCUGAUGUGGUUGAACCCUUAUUUAAACAAAUUGUGAAUCAAUUUGUGCAUGAUCGUUCUCGCACAGAGGCCAUUGCUGUUGGGCUGAAUGUUGUGAUGGAGAUCUGUAUCAGGAUGCCUUUGUUAAUGAAUGAAGAUCUGCUUCAAGACUUGGUCUUGUACAAAAAAUCACAUGAGAAGGCAGUUUCUUCAGCAGCUCGCUCCUUGAUAACUUUAUUCAGAGAGAUAUGCCCUUCUUUAUUGGUCAAAAAGGACCGUGGCCGUCCGGUCAAUCCCAAAGCAAGGCCAAAAGCAUAUGGAGAAGUUAGUAUAGCUACUGAUGUGCCUGACAUAGAGUUGCUGGAACACGUUGAUAACUCGAUGACUGACAGUUCUGAUGCUGAGGCUUCUGCAUCAGAUUUGGAUGAUGAGUAUGACAGUGAUGCUGAGACAGAGAAAGAGGAUGAUUCUUUGGAAGAUGAAGAAGAGGAUGAUGAGGUUUCAGAUGAAAAAAAUGAAGAAGAUUUAGGUAACAGUGAUAACAUUGAUGGGGAGGAAGAUGAUGGUGAUGAUCUUGAUGAUGAUAUUGAUGAGAAUGCUGCCUAUGAUGAAUAUGAUAGUGAUACUAAAGAAGAUGUGGAUCUUAGUGAUGAUAAUAUGGAUAUCUCCAGUGAGCUAGAUGCAUCAAGGAAAAAGUCUUCUAAUGACAUCUGCAAUGAUGAUGACCUCAGUAAUCAUGAAUGCGCUUGUGAUGACAACGAUGAAAUAAAGGAAGAGAAGGCCAAAUCAAAGAAGAGGAAGUUUGCGGAUUAUGUUGGACAACUGAAUACUUCAGAAUCAAGUCUUCGCACCCUUAAAAGACUAACAAUGGCCAAGAUGUCACAGAAAGCAUCAGAUGAAACAGAUGGAAUUCUUUCUAAUGAAGAUUUUCAACGUAUAAAAGAGUUGAAGGCAAAGAAAGAAGCAAAGCUGGUUAUGGCUCAGCAAGGUCUUUUGAGAAAGGGUAUAGACUCGAAAGUCUCAUCUUUCAAAAUUCCCUCUUCUGAGCAAUUAAGUAUAAAGCCAGUGGAUCCUGCUAUGCUAGAGGUCCACAUUAAAAGAAAGCUUAGCAAGGAGGAACGACUGGCCCUAGUAAGAGCUGGGAGGGAGGAUAGAGGAAAGUAUCAGGCCAGAACUGCUGUGAAACAAAAAAAGACGGGUGGUCUAAGCAGUCGCCAAAAGGAACAUAAAAAGAAGAUGCCUCUUUCUGCCAAAAGAGCAAAAGUAGCUCGCUCUAGGCAGGAGAAAAAACAGCGGCAAAGGCGGUCAGGCAAGCAGUUCCAGGGAAGGAAAGCAUGGAAGUGACAAAAUUUCAUAGCUUCCUAAAAUUUCAUGGCUUCGUAAAGUGACAAGAUUUCGUAAAAUUUUGACCCCAUGCAGUUUCUUCCAUUAGAAAAUUUCAUUUCAAAAGUUAUGAUUUCUGCUUAGAAUUUUGAUUUAUUUUCUUCUGUUGUGUAAGUCUUUAGCUGAUUUCAGAUGAGCUAUAUGUAAAUCAAAGCUGCCUUUUGUCUUGAAUGCUGUUGCAAGGAAAUAGAGCAACAGAUUUUAUUGAUUGUGUUUCAA
This is a messenger RNA of Musa acuminata AAA Group (dessert banana), 3024 nucleotides long. RefSeq lists its product as uncharacterized. The record is from RefSeq and is a predicted model, not a curated record. The transcript has 12 exons. Bases 1540 to 2766 code for a protein of 408 amino acids. Gene Ontology annotation, cellular component: nucleolus. Gene Ontology annotation, biological process: ribosomal large subunit biogenesis; ribosomal large subunit export from nucleus. Lineage: Eukaryota; Viridiplantae; Streptophyta; Magnoliopsida; Zingiberales; Musaceae.